AAUGAACCAUUAGCAAAAUUAUGGAAAAUAAAUGACGAUGAAUUACCUAAAUAUUUGGACAUUGAAAACAAAUUAAUUAAUGCAAAUAAAAAGUUAAUACCAUUAUUAAAUAGUUCAAGCUUUGGUGGAACUUUUAUAAAUGCAACGACGAGCACUAUACAUAUUUUUACAACAGAUGAUUCUAAGACCUUGGAUAUAUUAUUCGCACCUGAUAUGCAACCAUACAUAGAAUAUUUUUCAUUUGAUACUGUGCUUAAUUCCUUAGAUAAAUUAAAUUUCUUAUUUAGUCAAAUUAUUGAAUCUGCUAAACAAUUUGAACCACGUAAUGUAUUGAUGUUCAUUGAUAUAGAAAUUAAUAAUGUCGCACUUUAUCUAAAUACUGAUUCACCAGUAAAUAUUCCAUUUGUAAACGACAUUCAAAAAUAUAAACCCAAAAUAUAUGAUCACAAACCUGGGUCAACUGAUAUUAAUGAGGUGAUCUUAAGUGGUGAAGGUAUAGUUAGUUACAAUAAAACUUGUUCAGCUGGGUAUUGGGCAAAAAGUAGAAACAAUCCAAAUUCUAAUUACCUUAUAACUGCUGGGCAUUGUUAUCAAGAUAUUUUUUUUCUCUUACCAUGGAAUACACAAAAUGUAACCGAAUUUAUUGGACCGGUAAUACAUCAUACUACAUUCCCACAUGAUGUUGCCGUAAUUAAUAUAACAAAUGAAGGUAUCAUCCCAAGAGCGGUCAUAAGAAAUAACGAUUUUUCUCAAUAUGCUGAAUUAUUUAUAAAAUAUUAUAAACCUACACUUAAUUACGGUGUUCAUAUAUGUAAAUCUGGCUAUACGACACAUAUUACUUGUGGAUAUGCAAGAGGAUUAAAUGGAAUUUACAUCCAAGAAAAGGGAGUUAGUAAGAACGUACUCUUUUCUGAUGGUAUUACUCUGGGCGGUGAUAGUGGUGGAGCUGUAUUUCGUUAUGUAAGCUUGAAUGUGGUGAGUCUAAUUGGUGUAGUCAGCGUAGGCACUAAAGGUGUUUCUGGAUAUACAUUAGUUGAGGAUAUUUACAAUGAAGUUGGUCUACUACCUGUU
Molecule: messenger RNA, 1071 nt
Organism: Cetraspora pellucida
Lineage: Eukaryota; Fungi; Glomeromycota; Glomeromycetes; Diversisporales; Gigasporaceae
Source: the annotation of a GenBank genome assembly